Messenger RNA from Paramecium pentaurelia, 2690 nucleotides. The record is from the annotation of a GenBank genome assembly. NCBI's taxonomy places the organism in Eukaryota, Ciliophora, Oligohymenophorea, Peniculida, Parameciidae.
AUGAAAAAUAAACUGGUAUUUCCUUUUGCAUUUGAAGCAAAAUUGCUGUCUGAAUAAAAUGAAUCAAAUAUUCUGAGUAGUAAAAUUCAAAGUAGCAACAUAAUGUAGUGUCGGUCAUCUCCGUUUUAAGCUGAUUUUUUGUAUUUACCAACUAGUGACAGAAAAUAAUUAAAUUACUAAAAGAAAAAUGUGUUUAUAAGAAAGUUUAUUGAUAACAUGCUUGAUUAAAUUCGAAAAGUAAAGAAAUUAACAAAUUAUCAUAUAUCAUUGAUUGGAGAUCAGGGGGCUUCUGAAGAAGUCCUUACAAAGAGAAAAUCUUCUACACUUCAUCACUUAAAUUAAUAAUAAAUGAGGUUUUGUUAAGAUAUUAAAAAAUCCAUAAUUAUAAAAUUAGAAAAAUUGCCUCUUAUUCAUCCUGGUUAAUAUAUGAAGGUGAUAUGGGAUAUUGUAGCUGUAACUGCUCGUUUAUAUUUUUUAUACAUUAUUCCUAUAGAUUUAGCAUGGGUAACUUAAUAAUUCAUUUUUCAUGAUUUACAUUAUUUUUCAAUAAUGUUUUUACUUAUAUUAGUUUUUGAUUUAUUAUUAAGUCUAAACACUAUAUACUUUCAAAAUGGAGAGGCUGUGUAAUCAAGAAUUAAAAUCAUCAAAAAUAGUUUAUAUAAUACAUAUGGAUUGCAAUGGUUAUCUGUGUUAUAAUUACUUAUAUAUUUCAUAGUCUCAGCAUUUACAGAUGUAUCAUUGGAUAUUUCAAAUAAUCUAAUUAAUAUAGGUUUACUAAUAUUUUUAGUACAUCAUAAGACAAUUAUCAAUUAUGUCACUAAUUAUGAAGAAGGUUUAAAUUUAUCAAAGUAAACAUCAUCUAUUUUGGCUUUAUUAAAGUUGAUUGCAUUUUUAUUUUAUGUUAUACAUUUAUUUUCAUGUUUUUGGUUUUGGGUAAUUGUAUUUAAUAACAAUUUUAGAUUGGUCGAUAUAGUAUAGAUAAUUAUGAGGGAAAGAGUUGGUUGAUCUCUACUAAUAUGUUAGAAUAAUCAUGGAAUACAUAAUACCUUCAGGCAUUUUAUUAUACAGCUGUCACAAUAUUUACUGUUGGAUAUGGAGAUGUAACACCUUAGUCUAAUAUUGAAAAGAUAGUUUCAGUUAUCUUAAUUAUGAUAUCUAGCAUUCAAUUACCUUAUAGUGUUAACACAGUAGGUACAAUAAUUACUGAGAUGACUGCAUUUUCAGAAGAGAAGAAAAGAAAAUUAAGAAUUAUUAAUUCUUAUAUGAAUAAGACUUCCCUAUCAUCUGGUCUAUAAGUUUAAGUGAGGAAGUAUUUAUCUUAUUAUUGGGAAAAUAAAGUAGUUUCUCAAUCUGAAGAAGAGAAAGAAAUUAUUGAUUCUUUAUCAGAAUUUUUAAGACAAUCUUUAAUAAGUGAGGCCCAUUAGAAAAUCUUUGAUUAGUGUAGUUUAUUUAGGAUACCUUUUACUGAAUAAUUCAAAAAAUAAUUAAUCAAGGAGGUUUAAGAAGUUCUUUUAUCUCCAGAAUAAGAUAUGAAACAACCAAACGAUAUUUUAUUGUAUUAUAUAGAGGAAGGAUCUGUUUAAAUCUGUUUAUAACAAGGAAGAAAAAUCAAUCUAGGAAUAGUAAAUAAAGGUGCUUCUAUUGGAGUUAAGAAUUUCAUUUUGGGUACUGAAUCUCUUGAAUCUUUUAAGAGUGUUGGAUUUACAAAAGCUAUGAUACUUAAAAGAAAGAGUUUUUUAAAAAUUUUACAGGAUCACCCUGAAGACUAUGAAUUAUUUUGUUCUAUAAGAGAUAAAUUAAUAUUUUAAGGAGACGAUCAAUAUUUUAAUGUUGAAUGCUUUUCUUGUGGAAAACUUUCACAUAAACUUAUUGAUUGUCCUUUGAUUAAGUUUAUUCCUGAUUAAGAGUUUUUGAUUAAAAAAUAUUUAUAUCCUAAAAAUUAAGAGAGAGUUAAAUUUGAUAGGACCAGAUUAAAAGGUCAAAGUUUAAAUUAAAACCUAAAAAAAUUAGAAUAAUGUGCUUUAUUAAUAUAAAAGGACGACCCUUAAUUAUUCUAAUUAUAUAAGUUUGAUAACAUUUUGAAUAUUGAUGAAGAAUAAUUAAAGCAUUAUAUAAAGAAAUCAAAUGCUACUCAAAUUAUUAAUCAUCAUAUUCCUAUGAUUAAAAAAAAGAUUAUUUCUACUUUUGAAUAGAAUCAAGAUCCUAUAAGAAAGAAAUUUAGAUAAUUAGUAAAUAAAUUAAUUUCCAUAAAUAAAAUAUAUCCUUAUUUCUUAAUUUAAACUUAUGUUUAAUUUGAAAAAAUAAUUGAAUAAAGAUCUAUUUAAUAAACAUUGUAAAUUUUAGAAUAAAGAUUAAAAAAUAUACAUUAAUUAGAUAAUAAAAGAUUCAAUAUGUAUCUUAAUGAUAUCAAUUUUAUUAUCUAGAAAUUAUCAAAUAAAAUAUAUAUUGAUGAUUAAGAAUUUGAAAGUCCUUAGACAUAUAAAUAUUAUUUUAGAAAAGAUAAUUUUUCAAUUGUCAAAUAGAAAAACUUUUUAUAAAAUCUAAGUAUUUUGAAAAAGUUUAUACAAUAUGUAUAAUAUCCAGGAGAUAUAAUUUAAUAAUUUAAAUUAACUUAAAUAGGAAUGUUUUUAGUUGCACAUAAGAGAAGACAAAACUUUUGUGUCUCAGCAGAUUAAGCAGUUAUUAAAUGA